AAUUCCCAGACUCGCCCUCUAAAACAACCAUCCCUACAACCUCAACCUAAGCAAAUACACCCGCACCCCUCACAAUGCCCAUCUCCCAAUUUACAUCGCCACUCACAAUCCUUCUCGACCACAUCGUCCUCCUCGUCUCCCACACCACCCUCCAAUCGCUCCCCGACCACCUCGCCAACCACUUCACCCUCGCCCCCGGCGGCACCCACGCCGACGGCCUCACCACCAACAAGCUCAUCCUCUUUCGGGGUGGCGUCUACCUGGAGCUCAUCGCCUUCUUCGAUCACAUUUCGCCCGAACAACGCCGCGCGCACCGCUGGGGCAACCUUCCCGAGAACACGGUGAUCGACUGGGCACUCACUCUCCACUCGGCGGGGGAGUUUGGUGCGGUGCAGGCGCGCGUUCGCGCCAGGAGUUCAGAUACGCGCAUCUCGUACGCGGAUCCGGUGCCCAGCGGGAGGGUGCGGGAGGGUGAUGGGGUGAGGUUGGAGUGGGAGAUUAGUUUGGCUGUGAGGGGUGCUGUUGAUGAAGACAAAGUAGGGGGUGCAAACAUGGCACAAGUAGGGGUUGAGCCUGGGUGGUUACCGUUUUGGUGUUUGGAUCGGACGCCUAGAGAUUGGCGGGUGCCGUAUAAGGAUGAAGCUGGGGAAGUGGCCGGGGAAGGGUGGACGAGGCAUCCCUCCGGGGUGACGGGGGUGAAGCGGGUGGAGGUUGUGGUGCCGGAGGGGGAGGUGGAGGGGUUGAGCGGAGUGUAUAAGGCGGUUUUGGGGGAGCAAUUGACAAGCUCCUCAGGCUGGGGGGUGGGGGUUCCGUCUGCCGGUAUGGUGGGAGGAGAGGUUGGCUUGGUGGGGGUGGCGAGCUCAGAACAGACGGGGGUCCGGUUGGUGCUGAAGGGGGAGAGGGCGGGGAGGGUGGAAUUGGUGCCCGGGCUUGUGGUUGAGAUCUUUGAGGACUGA
Molecule: messenger RNA, 956 nt
Organism: Aspergillus saccharolyticus JOP 1030-1
Lineage: Eukaryota; Fungi; Ascomycota; Eurotiomycetes; Eurotiales; Aspergillaceae
Exons: 1
Coding region: 75-956 (293 amino acids)
Source: RefSeq, a predicted model, not a curated record